AAGCGAUCAUAGGCUGCGUGUCAGUGCAGUCGACUUACAGCGGGCUGUGAGGAGAACUGGCGCGACCCUUUGUGCUUAAACACAACCCUUUUCUUGCGCUUAAACUCCUGAAAGUUUCUUUAAACUCGCGUUAGAGUACUUCUACUCGUUAUCUACUCUACCAGGUCGAGUUAAACUAGUUAUUUUCGCUCCGUUUGAAGUUAAAGGCUGGGCCUUUACACGCGCUCCCGACGAGAGAAAAAGAGAAGCUGCUCUUUCUGCGAUUAAAAGUCCAUAAAUGCUUUUUACCAAAAUGGACCUGUUGAACUACCAGUACUUGGACAAAAUGAACAACAACAUCGGCAUCCUGUGCUACGAAGGAGAGGCGGCUCUGAGAGGCGAGUCCAGAAUGCAGUCUCUGUCGUCUGCAGUUAGCAACCACCGGACCGGCCCUCCUCCUAUCAGCCCCAGCAAGAGGAAACACAGCGCGGACCAAGCAGACGACGACAUCGACUGCAACAGCGAGCAUGUGGCCAAGAUGAGCCGCCUGUUCGCCGCACAGCUAGGAAAGCCUGCCAACGGGGACUACCGCAAAGACCCCCGGGAGCGCAGCCGCAGCCCCAUCGAGCGCAUGGCGGCCCCCAGCAUGAGUCUGGUUGGUGGGCAUCAUCUCUACAUGCCUAGCCUGGCCCUGGACCAGCCGCUCGCACUGACCAAAAACAUGGAUGCCAGCCGCAGCGUGGGCAUCUCUCCUACUGCCAGCCCUGUGGAGCGCCAGCAGAACCGGCCCUCUGUGAUCACCUGUGCUCCAGCGAACAACCGUAACUGUAACCUCAGCCACUGCACCGGCUCCCACAACGGCUGCUCCCCCGGCCUGAGCGCCAGCUACAGAAGAGUCUCCAACUCGAACACCGCCUGUGACCCUGUGAUCGAGGAGCAUUUCCGCCGCAGUCUGGGCAAGAACUACAAGGAGCCGGAGCCCGUCACAAACUCUGUGUCCAUCACUGGCUCCGUGGAUGACCACUUCGCCAAGGCUCUGGGGGAAACGUGGCUGCAGAUCAAGGCUAAAGGUGGCUCCAACUCCCCGGACGCCUCUCCAAACACACACAUGGUGAACCACAAUCACUCCCCGUCCCUGGUGUCUUGAAAACAGGACCACACACACACACACACGAUUAGCAGCGCUGACGUAUCGCUAAUGUACAUACCACCAGGACGAGCUCCUUAACUCUCCAAAUCUGCUUAUUUUACUGCUUUUCUAAGUAUGCUAGUGUACUUUUUUUAGCUUGGCUGUUGCAUUAUGGGAUGCCCAUAUCCACAAACAGCUUUUUAUUUUGUUUGUUUUGGUUCUUGAGAUUUAAAAGAAAAGAAAUCAGCCAGAUAUCGUCUAACCAUCUGCCUCAGAUACCAAAGAAACCGCUAAUGCAAACCUUUUGUUUUGUUUUUUUACCCACAAGCCAUUGCAAGCCGUUCUGUCUGUGGCGUGCUCUCUCUCCCGGUCGAGCCUCUAUAUGUGUAUACUUGAAGAGAAACGAAAGCGGAGGGCCUGGACUGAUUUUGCACUAUGGAUGGAUGGAGGUCGUGUCAGUUUAGUGUCACACACACACACACACACACACACACACACACACACACACACACACACACACACACGUUAGAUGUUCAGAAAUGGCUCAUGCAGACAGGAAGUGAUCACUUGUUUAUGGGAGAACCUGAUUUGAUUUGCGCUUGACGUUUCUGUGUUGUGCGGCAGACGUGGGCAUUGUUUGUUGGUGAUGUCCUCCAGGCACUGUGGUUUGAGUAGAGUAGCUGCUUUAAGGGUAAGCUAGUGCUUAUACGUGCAUGUUUUUAAAAUAGCUGGUAUCUAUUAUUGUGUAGACAUUUCAGUGGUAAUACUUCUCUCUCUUUAUUCAGAUUUGACUUUAUUUUUGUCAGUAACAGUCCUAGAUAAACUUACUGCUGGUACAGUCGUACUCCAUAUUAUUAUCUUUUGAUUAUUGAUGGUGGGAGCUGCCAGAUACAGAGAUCCGCCUCGGGACAGGCCGUCUAUAUAUGAACGCUGGGCUUUUGUAUUGGUGUUAAUGGGUGGUACAGGACGCAGGACUCAAACUGCAGCAGCAGCAGCAGCUCUGCACGGCUCCGCUGGAGCGCUGAUACUCUGCAGAACAACGGCAAGCGCAUGCGUGCAGGUGUGUGUGCGCGUGUAUGUGCAUGCAAGUCUGUGUGUAUGCGAGUCAAUGUAGGGUUGUUACGAUACUGGAAUUCGGUACUAAUCAAUACUAACAUUUUAAAAACGUCCAUUUCCUGCCAACAUUUGAACGAGUUCUUUAACAGCGCUGAUUGGCUAUUGUGUUCACCUGCUCAGCAGAAAUGACUGAUUGGCUGUGAAGGUCAUCAGUUCACUAAACUCACCGCUGUUUACUGAGUGAACACAGAUUCAGGGACACUGGAGCGUUUUAGAGUCAUGAUGAUCAGCUGGUUUGUCUAUAAGCUGAUAUAUGAGUGAUCUGCUGAUGAAUCGCGGCUUUAAAACACUCCAGUGUCCCUGAAUCUGUGUUCACUCAGUAAACAGCGGUGAGUUUGGUGAACUGAUGACCUUCACAGCCAAUCACAGUCAUUUCUGUUGAGCAGGUGAACACAAUGGCCAAUCAGUGCUGUUUAAGAACGAGCUCAACAGCGCUCAAAUGUUGGCGGGAAAUAGACAUUAAAAUUUCAGUAUCGGAUUCCAGUAUUGUGCAACCCUAUGUCCAUGUGUGCGUGCAUCAUUGUGUGUGCGCACAUCUGUAUAUGUGCAUGUGUCUGUCUGUGUGCGUGCAUGUGUAUGGGUGCGUGUUCGUGUGUGCGCGUCUGUGUGUUUGAAGUCUGCCAUCUUAAUUCUGCAUUCAGACCUGCUUGUCUUUGAGCGCUUGUACGGAAACACAGAACAUUCCUCCGCUAGGGAUCGUGCUGCAGGAUUAUACUCAGUUUAGCUACUCGCUAACGUCUGCAGAAACGGGAGACGCUAACAUUCCUUCAGCUCAGAUCAUCAUUAUCAGACAGAUUCACAAAGUCUCUCGCAGGUUUUCAGAUUUUCCUGAAAUCCGUCAAACACACACAUUUCACUGCCAGAUAUCUGCGCAGAACACACACUCUGCUUACGACACACACACACACACGCUGUAGGUAAAUCACUUAAUUAAAAACAACAAAAAAAGUUUUUAUAUAGGAAACUAUAAGACCAUCAUUACGCUGUGCGUAACGAAUGUACAGAGAACACGAAUCGUAGGUAUUUUUUGAGGAACAGUUAAUUUGUUAAUGAUGUGUAGCUAUUUAAUUUCCCUUUAUUGUAAUCAUGCUCUUUUGUUUCUCUCUCGAGUAAAAAAGUUGAUCUUUUUUGUUUGUAGUUUUGUCUGUUAAAGUGCAGGAACACAGUUAUUCUAUGAACACACACUGCGGUAGUGUAAUAAUAGCCACUUGUGUAUUAUUUCGAAGGCUACUGAGUCUCGACACACUUCUGAACGGAGCUUUCGACUGUCUCUGGAGACAAUUGAACAAAUCUUUCUCCACUCCAACAUUAUAUAUAUAUAUGUAUGUUUUCUAUUGGACGUGCGCUUCCAGGAGAACCAACGUUAGAACAGACGUUCACCGCACCUCUGGAUGAGUUGUAAAUCUGUAUUAUACUCAUUUCAUGGCCUCGGAAUAAAGCAAACUUUUGGCAGGCCAUUGUUUUGUACUUUUAAGUAGCCUCAAUGAACAAUAAAGUGCUCUUAAACCAC
This is a messenger RNA of Danio aesculapii, 3734 nucleotides long. RefSeq names its product vestigial-like family member 4b (gene vgll4b). Gene Ontology annotation, molecular function: transcription coactivator binding. Gene Ontology annotation, biological process: negative regulation of DNA-templated transcription. The record is from RefSeq and is a predicted model, not a curated record. NCBI's taxonomy places the organism in Eukaryota, Metazoa, Chordata, Actinopteri, Cypriniformes, Danionidae. The transcript has 5 exons. The coding region runs from base 278 to 1126 and encodes 282 amino acids.